ACUCGCCCGCGGACGGCCGCCCGGACACACGUACCGUACACACGAGCGGGCGGCGGGGCCGAGACACAGCCGCCCGCGCGGCCCCGGCCCCCGCCGCUGCCCCGCGGCCCCGCCCGCCGCCCGCCGCCCGCCGCUCCGGCCGCCGCGAGCAUGCACCCGACGAGCUAGGAGGAAGCGGAGCCGCGAGGAAGCGCCGAGCGCCGGCCGCCCGCCCGCCGGCCCCUCCCCUGCCGGGCGCCCCCCAGCCCCACGCCCCCCCACCCUCCUGGGCGGGGGGGGGCGUGCGGGCCGCCGCUCGGGGGCCCCGCCGCCCCGGCAGCCCGGGACAGCCCCCUUUCCCCGCCCCCGGCCCCCGCCCCGGCCCGGCCGGCCAUGGAUCUGACCAGCAGCUCGGGCGGCGGCGGCGACCCCCGGCAGAUCGAGGAGACCAAGCCGCUGCUGGGGGGCGACGCGCCGGCCCCCGAGGGCACGAAGAUGGGCGCCGUGCCCUGCCGCCGGGCCCUUCUGCUGUGCAACGGCAUGAGGUACAAACUGCUGCAGGAGGGCGACAUCCAGGUCUGUGUCAUCCGGCACCCGCGGACCUUUCUCAGCAAGAUCCUCACCUCGAAAUUCCUGAGGCGCUGGGAGCCGCACCACCUAACGCUGGCCGACAACAGCCUGGCGUCCGCCACGCGGCUGCACUAUUUUACAUUCCCACCCGCUGCUGGCCGAGGCCGGGCACGCUUCUCAGCACUGUGCGGUGCCCAGGACAGGACCACGAAUGAAGGAUCCGGCCCCACACGUCCGCAGGGCCACAGCGGAGAAACCCUGCGUCCAACUGGGUACAUGGAAAACUCAGUCUCCUACAGCGCUAUUGAGGACGUUCAGCUGCUGUCCUGGGAGAACGCCCCGAAGUACUGUUUACAGCUCACAAUUCCUGGGGGAACGGUCUUACUGCAGGCUGCCAACAGCUACCUUCGAGACCAGUGGUUCCAUUCUCUGCAGUGGAAGAAAAAGAUUUACAAAUAUAAGAAAGUCCUGAGUAACCCAAGCCGUUGGGAAGUUGUGUUGAAGGAGAUCCGAACUCUGGUGGACAUGGCCCUGACAUCCCCCCUGCAGGAUGACUCCAUCAACCAAGCCCCACUGGAAAUUGUCUCAAAACUGCUCUCAGAGAACACAAACUUGACUACCCAGGAGCAUGAGAACAUCAUUGUGGCAAUUGCUCCUUUGCUGGAAAACAACCAUCCACCACCAGAUCUCUGUGAAUUCUUUUGCAAGCACUGCAGAGAGCGGCCCCGGUCCAUGGUGGUCAUCGAAGUGUUCACUCCCGUGGUCCAGAGAAUCCUCAAGCAUAACAUGGACUUUGGGAAGUGCCCACGACUGAGGCUGUUUACUCAGGAGUACAUCCUCGCCUUGAACGAGCUCAACGCGGGGAUGGAGGUGGUAAAGAAGUUCAUUCAAAGCAUGCACGGCCCCACGGGGCACUGCCCCCACCCCCGGGUCCUGCCCAACCUGGUGGCCGUGUGCCUGGCUGCCAUCUACUCCUGCUAUGAAGAGUUCAUCAACAGCCGCGACAACUCCCCCAGCCUGAAGGAGAUCCGGAACGGCUGCCAGCAGCCCUGCGACCGGAAGCCCACCUUACCUCUGCGCCUUCUGCACCCCAGCCCGGACCUGGUGUCUCAGGAAGCCACGCUGUCCGAGGCGCGGCUCAAGUCGGUGGUCGUGGCCUCCAGCGAGAUCCACGUGGAGGUGGAGCAUACCAGCACUGCCAAGCCGGCGCUCACGGCCAGCGCGGGCAACGACAGCGAGCCCAACCUCAUCGACUGCCUCAUGGUCAGCCCUGCCUGCAGCACCAUGAGCAUCGAGCUGGGCCCCCAGGCCGACCGCACCCUCGGCUGCUACGUGGAAAUCCUCAAGCUGCUGUCCGACUACGAUGACUGGAGACCGUCCCUGGCCAGCUUGCUUCAACCCAUUCCAUUCCCCAAAGAAGCUCUCGCACAUGAGAAGUUCACCAAGGAACUGAAGUAUGUGAUUCAGAGGUUCGCCGAAGACCCACGACAAGAGGUGCAUUCGUGCCUGCUGAGCGUGCGGGCGGGCAAAGACGGCUGGUUCCAGCUCUACAGCCCCGGAGGGGUGGCCUGUGACGACGACGGCGAGCUGUUCGCCAGCAUGGUGCACAUCCUCAUGGGCUCCUGUUACAAGACCAAAAAAUUCCUGCUCUCCCUGGCGGAAAACAAGCUGGGCCCCUGCAUGCUCCUGGCGCUGAGGGGGAACCAGACCAUGGUGGAGAUCCUGUGCCUGAUGCUGGAAUACAACAUUAUCGACAACAACGACACCCAGCUGCAGAUCAUCUCAACCCUGGAGAGCACGGGCGUGGGCAAGCGCAUGUACGAGCAGCUGUGUGACCGGCAGCGGGAGCUCAAAGAGCUGCAAAGGAAAGGCGGGCCCACUAGGCUAACACUGCCCUCCAAGUCCACACCCGUCUGUUUGCAGGAUGCCGACUUGGCUCGUUUGCUGAGCUCCGGCUCUUUCGGGAACCUGGAGAACCUCAGUCUGGCCUUCACCAACGUAACCAGUGCCUGCGCUGAGCACCUCAUCAAACUGCCUUCUCUCAAGCAGCUCAACCUGUGGUCCACUCAGUUUGGAGACGCCGGCCUGCGGCUCCUGUCCGAACACCUCACCAUGCUCCAGGUGCUGAACCUGUGCGAGACGCCCGUCACCGACGCCGGCCUGCUGGCCCUCAGCUCCAUGAAGAGUCUCUGCAGCUUAAACAUGAACAGCACCAAGCUCUCGGCUGACACCUAUGAAGAUCUGAAGGCCAAGCUCCCCAAUCUGAAGGAGGUGGACGUCCGCUACACGGAAGCCUGGUGAACCUCCCGGCUCGGCAGGAAGGCGUUUGCAGCUGCGACACACAACUCUUGACUAAUAGCCGUAGAGCGCCGGGCCUGGGGUCCCACCCCCAGCGUCCCGGCUGUGAGAUAGAUGGGGGAGUCUUUCUGGGGGCAGAGGGCGGAGGGGGGAGGGGGUGGGGAGGGGGGGCCGUAAGCACGCCCAGCCCCACCUAAUUCUUUUAGCUUCAUAAUUGGAAACCUUGACCUGAUCUAAAAUGGACUUUGUAGCAACCAGAGGAGCAUCAGCGGGUCGGGGUUGGGGGGGGGUUGGGGGGGGGGGUUGGGGAGGGGGACCCUUUGUGGAUUUUCUUUGCCUUUGUGUUUAAUGCUGUGUGGGAAAAGUCAACCCCGACGCCACCGUCACACGACCCCGAUGGGCCUCGAGGGCCGAGGAAGGAUGCUUUCUUCCUCAAGAGGCUCGACCGAGAACUCGCCCCCCCCGCCAUUGGGACAAGAAAACCCAGACAUGUCAUCGCACCGUCCUGUGUCCUCGCCAUUGCUAUGCAAAGUGAUUCUUGUUGUACAUAAGAUUUAAAUAAUGCGCCUAUUUAAGAAAUGUUGACAAAUUGCGGGUCUGGGACCUGCCUCUUAUUUAUGAAGUCUUUGACCCUCCCUCCCUCCCACCCUCCCACCCUCCCACCCCGCCCGCCCCUGGCUUGUAGUACUGUACAAACCAGUCAGCUGUUGGGGUAGUGGUAGUAUUAUUGUUAUUUUUUUAAAGGAAACCGACAAAAAAAAAAAAAAAACCUCCUUGGAAAAUUAAUUGCUUUUUCGUAAUGGAUUCUGUAUGCUACGGCUCGGCCGUCCGUCUGCCCGCCCGCCCCCACUGUGCAUUUCCAAGUCCCAGCUGUCUCCAACUUGCUCACGGGUGGGGGUCUGGCCGGGGGGCGGGUGGUGGGAAGUGGGGUCCCCACAUUGUAGUCUCGCUCCCGCCAGGCCCCGGCUUUCUCUCAGCCCCCUUUUACACGUGUGGGGGGUGCUGACCUGUGCUCCCUGCCCCCUGCCCCGGAGAGCUCCCAUCUCUGGUGGCCUCUGCCAUCCCUGUCCCUGCCAAGACUGUGGCCCGCGGCCUCCCCACCGUCCUGUGCUUCGUGUGGUCUCCUCAUGCAUGCCCGCUUCUUUGCAUGGUCUCUUGGGAGAAGAGAGAGACGUUGCCUCCACCAGCCUGACUGCCCAGCCCGCCCCCCAUGAAUGUGGCCGUUGCAACAGAUGCCCCUUCUGUCCCCACCCCGGGCCCGAGGACAAACCAACCUCCGUUUCUUUUGUAAACAGUCGGCUUUUUCUUAACAAGCCCUCACUGUACAGAACAGCCCUUUUAUGGUUUACUUGGGGUCCCCUCUCCCCCCAAGCCCCCUUUUCUGUUGGUUUAGCACAAAUACCGCCCCCUCCAGCACCUCCAGACCUAACCCCCAGUCAAUGUAAUUGUUUUAUAUAUAUUUAAUCUUAUUCAAUGGAAACCAUGCUUUUGUCGUUUUAUACUUUGCUAGGUAGACUUUAUUACCCCCCGACUAUGCCCUCAUUUUUUUAAAAAAGGAAAAAAAAAAAGAAAUUGGGUUUCAGUCUUAAUUCAUUUUACGUGCCAGGUUUUAUUUUGUGUGUGCGUGUGAGUGUGUUCUGUUUCGUGUUGUUUUGUUUUUGUUUUUUUUCUGUUGUUGUUGUUUUCUGUUGUUCGGUUUUAUUCUCUCCCCUCCGGUCCCAUACUUUACAGCACUCUGGUGCAGGAAGAAGCAGAAGCAAAAAAAAAAAAGACAAAAAAAAAAAAACUUCAAAAAACUUUAAAAAAGGAAAAAAAAAAGAACCGAGACAUGCCACCUUUUCCCUUCGCACUGUUGCUUUUCCUGAUGGUUAAUACUACUGUCACGUAGCUGUGUUCAGAGAUGUGAAAUACUUUCAGGCAAAAAUAAACUGUAAGUGACUCAUUGA
Messenger RNA from Mirounga angustirostris (Northern elephant seal), 4793 nucleotides. It is a transcript of the gene CMIP, whose product is annotated as c-Maf inducing protein. Bases 373 to 2850 code for a protein of 825 amino acids. The transcript is spliced from 22 exons. Gene Ontology annotation, cellular component: cytosol; nucleoplasm. The record is from RefSeq and is a predicted model, not a curated record. NCBI's taxonomy places the organism in Eukaryota, Metazoa, Chordata, Mammalia, Carnivora, Phocidae.